AUGCGCUUCUCAAUAUUCAUCACUCUGGCCGCAGCACCGCUGUUGGCUCUCGCAGCUCCUCAGCAAACACAAAACCAGGACACACCGCUCCCGCAAGUCACUGCCGCGCCUGAAAGUCACAUAGUCGCGUCUGCUCCUACACCAACAGCAGCUUCCAACACAGAAGAUGUAGUCCUAGAACUCCGUCAAGCCAUAGACCUUCUAGCCACACAAGCAGCAACAGUACCAGCCACCCAAGACUACUGGAUCGCCGACCACUGGGACUCCGCCCUCAGCACAGAGAUGUGGACCCAAGUCUUUUACACACAAACUUUCGUCACCCAUCCCGGCCAAUGGACGACCGCGGGCGCUGGUGAAGUCGGUCUCGGCACGCAUACUGGAGCCAUCGGUGUCGUGAAGGCCGCUACUGGUGCUGGUGCCUCAGUCAUGCCCCAAGGCUCAUUGUUCACCGCAAUCUUCGGUCUUGUGGGAGUCGCUGCCGGUAUGGGUGUUGUCUUGCUGUAA
Messenger RNA from Aureobasidium subglaciale EXF-2481, 504 nucleotides. RefSeq lists its product as uncharacterized. Gene Ontology annotation, biological process: fungal-type cell wall organization. The record is from RefSeq and is a predicted model, not a curated record. The transcript is spliced from 2 exons. The coding region runs from base 1 to 504 and encodes 167 amino acids. NCBI's taxonomy places the organism in Eukaryota, Fungi, Ascomycota, Dothideomycetes, Dothideales, Saccotheciaceae.